AUGAGUUCGAGAGAUAGGGACACAAAGUCCCUUCAAGACAAAUUGAAAGUGUUCUUUAAAAAGGGAGGUACGGCACCGGUGGCGGCUCGAAACGAGCUGAUCGUGGGACCUGACUUGGAGCGAGAGCUAAGCGCAGAAACACCAUUAAGCCGCCGGCUACGAGCCAUCAAAGAAGUAGGCGAGAAGGCUCUGCAGAUUCGAAUACAAGAAGGAGGAGUGGAGAAAAUAUGGUCAUGCACCCGAGACCUGUUGGACGACCCAAACACGGAGAUGCGUCACGCCGCCCUGUGCCUACUGCGGCGCAUCGCGGAGGGCCAAGAGGGGCACCUGCUCAUCAUGAGGACCAUUCUGUUCCACUACCUCCGCGACACUCACGCCACCCAUCCGCCCGACGAUACGCAACUGCGAUUUAAACUGCUCUACACAUUGACCAACAGCGGAAAGAACAUUAACUGCUUUGAGGAACAGAUUGGACCGUUCUUGUUGGAGUGGUUACCGCAGAUCCAGCAACCGUCUCAGAUUGUAGAGUUCCUGCAGCUGAUCAUCAACGUCGUCAAGUUCAACGCAACAUAUUUGGACGAAGAAAUUGUUCAUGGCAUUGUCAAUAACGCUUGCUACCUUUGCGUGUACUCUGCGGAGCCGGCCGUGGUGCAGAGCUGCCUCUCACUACUAGAGGCUGUAGUCUCCUACUCGCUGCUGCCCCGCUCCGCGCUCAGGACCUUCGUGGCUGCCCUCUGCCGCACAGUCAACAUCGAGCAGUACUGCCAGAACAGCUGGAAGCUGAUGCGGUGCGUGGUGGGCGCCGACAUCGGGCACGCGGCGCUGCAGGAGCUGGUGGCCAUCGUGCGCGCCGCGGGCGAGGCGCCCGAGGGGGGCGGGGACGACGCGGGCCUCCUGCGGGGCGCCAUCUUCUACAUCAACAUGGCGCUCUGGGGGCCCAAGAAGGUGCACAACCUCAAGGUCUCCUUCCUCGCCGUGCUGCCCGCCUUCCUCAAGGCGCUGAGCGGCAAGCAAGCCGUGGCGGUGGUGAUCUACGAGGUGGUGGUGGCGCUGCAGAGCCUGGUGGCGCGCGUUCCCCACGAGCUGCACGAGCCCGCCUGGCAGGUGCUGCUGCGCAUCGUCGAGGCCAUUCUGGACCACGACAAGCGCAUGGAGCCGGCGAACGAGCUGGUGCACACGCGGGUGCACGCGCUGAUCUCGUCGCUGGAGGCGCUGCAGGAGGCGGGCCAGUUCCGCGGAUCGCCCUCCGCCCUGCUGCGGCUGCUCGACCGCUGCGGCCACGACCGCCCGGAGGCGUCGACGAUGCGGCUGGUGAGCGCGCGGCUCAUGGCGCUGGGCGGCGAGGCGGCGGGCGCGGCGCUGGCGCUGGCCGAGCGCUACCUGCGCUGCGAGCCAAGGCUGCCCGUGCGCCUGCACACGCUGGCGGCGCUGCUCGCGUACAUACGGCGCCACAGGUGCGGGCACGGCGAGGAGCUGGCGGAGCGCGUGGGCGGCGCGGCGCUGGCCGUGUGCGCGCUCGACGCAGAGGUGGCGCUGCGGGCCGCGGCCGCCAGGGCGCUGCCCGACCUGGCGCGCCUCUGCGCACCCGACGCCUGCACCGACCUCAUCGACCUGCUCGAGAAGAUCCUGAGCCGGCCGUUCGAGAUUUACGUGUCGGACGUGGCCAUCCCCGCGGAAGCGGACACGAGCGACCUGCGGCUGGCGGUGGGCGGGCUGCUCGAGCUGCUGCACGACAAGCUGCUGCGACCGCCGGCCGCGCACGCCACCAGGUGCCUGCUGGUGCUCAUCGACCACCUGGACAGCCACUACAAGCGCCCGGCGCUCUUCCUGCACCACCCGGACAUACGGCUCAAGAUCUUCGACAUGCUGUUCGGGCUGCGCGCGAACGCGCUGAACUGCGUGGGGUUCUGCUACGAGGCGGGCGGCGCGGCGGUGUACGGGGCGGCGGCGACGCACCUCAAGCCGCUCUGCUCGCCCUUCCUGCUGGUGGAGCCGCCCGCCGUGCGCGGCCAGCAGCCGCAGCCGCCGCAGCCCAAGGACCUGCCGCCGGGCUCGUGCGUGUUCCCCGCCGGGCGAGCCGCUCGCGCGCUGAGCGCCGCGCUCACCCGCGAGGCGGAGUGGGCGGUGCUGGCGCACGUGCUGCGCGCGCUGCCGCAGCUGCUGCGGGCGCGCGCGCUCGUCGUGGGCAGGCGCGCGCCAGACCUCGACCUGCUCGCCUCCACGCUCUGCGCCAUGCUGCCGCCCACGCAGGGCACGGCGACGGAGCGCGCCCCCUCGAUGGCGGACAGCCUGCGCGUGCCGCCGGGCCAGAAGCUGCUGGUGUCGGAGUUCCACGCGGCGGUGCUGCCCGCGCUGGCGGCGCUCGCCUCCUACCACAGCUUCCUCGAGCCGCAGACGCAGCAGAGGAUCAUAAGGUGCCUCCUCCGAUACGGAAUGGUGCUACGUCAAGCGCAGCCCUACAUCAACGCGCUGACCAUCUUCACGCUGGAGACGCGUGAGACGAUGGUCAAGAUGCUACCCGAGGUACUGCUCGAUCUCUCCAAGAUAUCGGACACGCAAGCGAUCGCCAGUCCGAUGCUAGAAUUUCUGUCAACGCUGAACCGUCUACCCCGCGUGUUCGCCUCGUUCGUGGAGGACCAGUACAUGUCGGUGUUCGCCAUCCUGCUGCCGUACACGAAUCCCUCGCGCUACAACCACUACGUGGUCUCGCUGGCGCACCACGUGAUCGCCGCCUGGUUCCUCAAGUGCCGCCUCUCCUACCGCAGGAACUUCGUGCGCUUCAUCAUCCACGGUCUGCACAACUACAUAAUAAUGCCGUUCGAGGAGCAGCUUCAAUACAAGACGAACCACUUUCAACAGUCGACGUCCGCUAACGAGGACUCCUCGAACCGCCAGCGCAGCUCUAGUUUGGGCUCGAAGGCGGUGUCGCGCGCGCCGCUGUCCGGUGGGCGGGCGUCGGCGGGCGCGUCGUCGGGGAGCUCCUCGCCGGGGGCGCCGGCCGCCUUCCACGUGGAGCUCACCGAGACCUGCAUCGACCUGCUGGCGCGCUACACCUUCACGCCGUGCGCCGUCAAGCCCCAGAGGAGCGACACCGCCGAGUUCCUGUUCAACGGCGGCCAGUCGACCACGUGGCUGGUGGGCCACAAGCUCAUCACCAUCACCACCUCCGGCUGCCUGCAGAACUCCAUCAAGCAGGGGCUCUGCGAGAGGUGCGCGCUGCUGUGCCGGCAGCACGCCGACAGCGGGCCCCCCGCCGAACUCGACCUCCCGCCCGCGCCCACACCCACCCCCGCACCCGCUCUGCAGGUUCAAGUGAACGACAGCUCCGAGCACGGCCAGAGCAACUCGUCCAACCACCAGCCGGCGGCGCCGACUCAGAACAGCCACCCGCCAGAAAUCAAACGACAAAACUCCGCUGAGAACAAGACGAACGACCCAGUCGCUGAUGCCUUCAAUCAGUUCUCGCAGCGAUUCGAGAAGAUCUCAAAGGAAGUGGAGUGGGAGGAGGGGCGGUCGCGCGCGGGCGAGCUGGCCGCGGCGGGCGGCUGCCCGUGCUGGUGCGGCGGCUGGGCGGAGCUGCACGUGCGCUCGCCCACCGGCGACGUGUCCUGGCUCAUGCGGCUGCAGAACCAGAUGAGCGGCUCGCAGCUGCAGGAGUGGCCGCUGCAGGACGUGCUGGCGCUGCUCUCGCCGCCGCUGCACGCGCACGGCCUCGACCACGACCACGACCAGGCGGACGUGACGUCACGGGCCCGCGGCGCCGCGGCCGCUCAGCACCACGCGCCCGGCACCGAUCUGCACAAGUCGAGUUCCGACUCGGUGGUGGCUGGCGAGAAGAAGGCGCCCCACGCCGCCUCCCACUGCAUCGUGCCGCCUCAGCCGCAGCCGCAGCGAAUGUGCACGCAGCCGAUCAACAUCCCCGGCUCGCCGCAGCGCCAGAGCUCGUCCAGCACCACCGAGGACGACGACCUGCUGCUGGUGGUGCCCGAGGGCAAGUCGCGGCACCCGGUGCGCCGCUCCAACUCCUCGCCGGAGAUGUCCUCCUCGUGGAAGCUGAGCGCGCGGGAGGCGGACGACGAGCUGGCCGUCGACGCCGACGAGAUGAUCCUGCUGCCCAGGUGCGAGCCGGCCACGGCGGCGAUGACCCUCCACGCGACCAAGAAGGCGGCCAAGAAGUGCGACAUGCGCGUCUCGUGCGAGGCGAUCCCCGAGGAGAUAUCGGGCACCUCGCCCCUCGCGCCGCCGCCCGCCCACGCCCACGCCCACGCCGUCGCCCACGCCCACGCGCCCGCCCACGCCCACGCGCCCGCCGCGACGCACCCCCACCUCAUGACGUACAACUCGGACCCCGAGGGGCGGUCGAGGAGGGGCGCGGGGGGCGGCAGUGACCUUUCGCUUGUGUGCGCAGGCGCGGACGCGGCCCAGGACGCCAAGCCGCCCAGCCUGCAGCUGCAGAAGACGGCCAGCGACAGCACGGUGACGGAGGGGCGCGGGCGCAAGCCGCCCGCCGCGCCCCGCACCGCCCUCGCCCCCUCCGCCGCCCCCGCCCCCGCCCCGGCAAGCGCCCCGGGGGCGCCCCCGGACGCCCCCCCCGCCCCGGCCACCGCCCCCGCCCCGGCCCCCUCCGCCCCCGCCCCCGCGGCCGCGGCCGCCCUCGAGCGCGACGAGCUGCCGCCGCUGUCGCGCUCCAAGCGCUCCAACACCAUCUCGGUCAUGAGCCCCACGCGCCGAAACCGCGACGCCAACUGCCAGCGCUCCGCUGGCGGCGGCAUGGCGCCCUCCUUCGUUUUCCUGCAGCUCUACCACAACAUGAGCACCUACCCGAUCUCGCCGCCGGUGCCAGGCGAGGCGCCGACGAUGCUGAAUCCGCUGAAGGAGAGGCCGCUCAAGGUGACCGGAGUGCAACACGAGAGGACCAUAAAGAAUCUGGACCUCGUCCCACCGCUGGAGACGUACAAGAUCGGUGUGCUCUACGUGGGUCCUGGGCAGGAGGACAACGAGGUCGCCAUUCUUAAGAACGAAUACGGCAGCGUGAGGUACUGCUCGUUCCUGCGGCAGCUGGGCUCGCUGGUGCCGCUGGACGGAGGCGACGAGCCCACGCUGUUCCUCAACCUGGAGAAGGGCGGCAAGGACGGCCGCUACGCCUACGUCUGGCACGACGACAUCAUGCAGGUGCUGUUCCACGUGGCGACGGCGAUGCCCUGCUCGCCCAAGGACCCCUCCUGCAACGAGAAGCGCAAGUACAUCGGCAACGACUACGUGUCCAUAGUGUACAACGACUCGGGGGCCGACUUCAACAUCCUCACUAUCAAGGGCCAGCUGAACCUGUGCAUCGUGGUGGUGGAGCCGCAGGAGCACGGCAUGAACCGCGUGCUGGUGAAGAGCAAGGACGAGCGGCUGCGCACCAAGUUCCUGGCGCACGUGGACGCGCACGCCGUCUCCGACCACAACGUGGCGCUGCUGGCGCGCCAGGUGGCCGUGCACUGCGCGCUGGCGGCGCAGAUCUCGCAGUCGCUGCGCAUGGGCGGCGCGCCGUUCGCGUCCAACUCGCUGGAGCGGCUGCGCCUCAUCAAGCGGCUGCGGCGGCGCGCCGAGGACGAGCGGCUGGCCGCGGCGGCGGGCGCGCCCAAGCCGUACGCCGCCGCGCCGGAGCGGCAACGCCGCGCGCAGGCCGACGACUUCAACGACUACACG
Molecule: messenger RNA, 5694 nt
Organism: Iphiclides podalirius (scarce swallowtail)
Lineage: Eukaryota; Metazoa; Arthropoda; Insecta; Lepidoptera; Papilionidae
Source: the annotation of a GenBank genome assembly